AGGGGUGGGCAGGCGCGAGGUCGUCAGCCCCCAGGGCGCCCAUCCCUUUCCUCUCUUCUCCUCCACCUUCUCUCUCGGCCUCGAACUUUCUCCCGAAAACCCCCCGCUUAGCCAAAGUAAGGAGGUACGGGGACACCCCCCGCCCCUCCCUCCUCCACCAAAAGCGAGAAAAAACUUUUUCAGUCGGACGUGAGCGAGGGAUCGAGCACGCGCCCGGCUUGCCAUGGAGCUGCUGUGCGGCGAGGUGGACCCUGUCCGCAGGGCCGUUCCGGACCCCAACCUGCUCUACGACGACCGCAUUUUGCAGAACCUGCUGACCAUCGAGGAGCGCUACCUCCCGCAGUGCUCCUACUUCAAGUGUGUGCAGAAGGACAUCCAGCCCUACAUGCGCAGGAUGGUGGCCACCUGGAUGCUGGAGGUCUGUGAGGAGCAGAAGUGUGAAGAAGAGGUCUUCCCUUUGGCCAUGAAUUACCUGGACCGCUUCUUGGCUGGGGUCCCGACCCCUAAGUCCCAUCUGCAGCUCCUGGGUGCUGUCUGCAUGUUCCUGGCCUCUAAGCUCAAAGAGACCAUCCCACUGACGGCGGAGAAACUCUGCAUCUAUACGGACAACUCCAUCACCCCUCAGGAACUGCUGGAGUGGGAGCUGGUGGUGCUGGGCAAGUUGAAGUGGAACCUGGCCGCCGUCACCCCUCACGACUUCAUCGAGCACAUCCUUCGCAAGCUGCCCCAGCCAACCGACAAGCUGCCCUUGAUCCGCAAGCACGCGCAGACCUUCAGCGCUCUGUGCGCCACUGACUUCAAGUUCGCCAUGUACCCACCAUCCAUGAUCGCCACUGGGAGCGUGGGGGCGGCCAUCUGUGGGCUGCAGCAGGACGAAGAUGUGAGCUCGCUCACCUUCGACGCCCUGACCGAUCUGCUGGCCAAGGUCACCAACACCGACGUGGACUGUCUCAAAGCCUGCCAGGAGCAGAUUGAGGCGGUGCUGCUCAGCAGCCUGCAGCAGUUCCGCGAGGAGCAGCGAGAGAGCGGCAAGGAGGAGGAGGAACUGGACCAGGCCAGCACCCCCACGGACGUGCGGGACAUCGACCUGUGAGGACCGCCGCCCGCCGCGGC
Molecule: messenger RNA, 1113 nt
Organism: Echinops telfairi (small Madagascar hedgehog)
Lineage: Eukaryota; Metazoa; Chordata; Mammalia; Afrosoricida; Tenrecidae
Gene: CCND2
Product: cyclin D2
Exons: 5
Coding region: 224-1093 (289 amino acids)
Biological process (GO): positive regulation of G1/S transition of mitotic cell cycle; mitotic cell cycle phase transition; regulation of cyclin-dependent protein serine/threonine kinase activity
Cellular component (GO): cyclin-dependent protein kinase holoenzyme complex; nucleus; cytoplasm
Molecular function (GO): cyclin-dependent protein serine/threonine kinase regulator activity
Source: RefSeq, a predicted model, not a curated record